Molecule: messenger RNA, 8492 nt
Organism: Paramormyrops kingsleyae
Lineage: Eukaryota; Metazoa; Chordata; Actinopteri; Osteoglossiformes; Mormyridae
Source: RefSeq, a predicted model, not a curated record
UUGACCAGGACCACACCACCUAAAUGCAUUGAAGCAACUGCCAUGUGAUUGGUUGAUUAGAUAAUUGCAUUAAUGAGAAAUUGAACAGGUGUUUCUAAUAAUCCUUUAGGUGAGUGUAUGCAACAUAUGCAGUAUGUGUUCUGGAUCUUUCUGAAUGUAAAUUAUAGGCAGUGAAUAAAAUUGAAAAAAAAAAAAACUGUUAUUAUUCUCUAACAAAGCAACGCAGAAGAUUUAGCGCUGUAGAUAAUUUUUGCAAACAUCCGAGGCGGCGGCGUCGUUCCGCUUCGGCAACGUGGGCCUCCGCUUGAAAUGCGUGUUUUCCUCUUGGUGCGGUUAGAUGGUUUGAUAAGAGCUUUAGGGAAUGGAAAACUGAAAAAAAAGCUUCACGAAGCACUGCGAAAGCACGCGUAGGUGUUUUAAGAGUGCCACAUGUGUGGUAGGAAAAAACCCCAGAUCUAUUGUAAAAUAGCUCGGAAAAAUAAUUUUCAUGUGCAAUUAAUUUUAAGCAACCUUGACAUUUUAUCCUUACCGCUAACACGUCUGUCAUAUAUUUUAAAAGGCUUUUCUGGUCUCAAAUGGGUACUGAAUGUGCUGUACUGUAAGGCCUAAAUAAGAAUUAUUGCUAAUUAUUUUAAUAAAUAAGUUUGCAGGCAGGAGCUGGUCGGUGUGUUUGUAAUGUAUAUGGCAGGUUUGCUGAUUCGUGCCGUGGCGUGCGGUUGAUCGGCCGCCGCACCGCAGCCGGUGACCUCCGGGUCUGAGCUCAGCAGGAGCGGCCCUUGCAGGGCAGCCCCAGUAAAACUCCAGCUGUGUAAAUGAGUAAGAAGCAUGACGUUUUCAAUCAUUUAAGUCAUCAGGUUUAAGACCUAUGCUGAGAAAAAUAGGGAACCCGUGCGUUUAAGGGUUAUGGAGUUUAAUUAAACCAGCAGACGCCAGGAAAUUAUCCGUAUUUUCGUUCUGUAUCUCACGGGAUCUGAGAUUUUUUUCUCCUGUAUUUGCUUUCCUAUUAAGGCUUCGACAGUAUGUAUUACACUGUUUGGUUCGUUGAUAGAUGUAAUUUUUUAAACCUUUUUUGACUUCAUACUGGGCGGGUUUUACUUUUCUCUAGGACACCGUAGAUCGUUGAAGAUCUGCGUGGACGGACUGGUUCAGACGGUCAAGUGCAGGUAUAAAUUCACAGGUCUCGAGUGAUGCAGAUCUCAAUCGAGUCUUCAUAAAGAUUCAUUUAAAUAAAAAUCUGCCUGGUUAAAUAUUAAGUGAAAUUUUACAUGAUUGUUUACAAUACAACUAAAGUGGGAAAUAAUUGCUUGUUUAAUUUAACGUACUAGCACACGAACGAUACACUGAUAUCCCGACUUGUAUAUACCUACCUACUUUUCUGCUUUUUUUUUUUUUUUUUACUACAGAGAACCGCAUGUGUCAUUGCUGCCGAUUAGGAGGUUAAAGGUUUAAAAGUGCCUUUACCAAGAACUAAAUGCGGCGUCGUACGGGUCAUAUCCGAUCCUUCGCUUGAUUGUAUGCCUACAGUUUCGACAUUUCCGCCGUGGUUUUGUACUGCAGUAUAUUUCAAAGAGGGCAGUGUAUUUUGGGAGCGUAUACAGAAUGACAUCACCCGCUGAAGGAAUGAGAUGGGGGGGGGGGAGAGAUUCUGGCAAAAGUUUUCAUAGCUCUGGACCAGAAUCAUAACCUUCUGGGAGGAUGCCGAGGGACAAAGCAGAUGUUGUAUCGGUUCAGGGGGCAGAAAGCGCUGCCCAAUAGCAGUACAGAAUUUCCCAUGUCCCAGCUUCGUAACUAUGGCCUUAGUCCCUCAUCCCUCUUUGUGUGACCCCGGGCCCUCUGUGCGUCAGCCGUUUUUUAGCCGGAACGGGGUUCGCUCGAAAGCUGGCGGAGGAAAGUAUGCUUGCAGAAUCUCAUCCGACCCAAUUUACACGCACUGCACGCUCUUGUACACUCUUGCACUGCUGGUUCAAAAUGAGUUUCCGUAGCCCGAGGUCAAUGUCAGCGAGGUUUAUGCCGCCACGCUUGCAGGGGCACUGCGAUGCGGCAGGCGCUGCACCGCGCACCCUGACACAGAUCUGCUUUUAUACCAUGGGAAGGUUGUUCUCCAUACUAAGAUUUAUGAACUAUGUUGCAUAACUGUAUGCAAAAAUACACACAGCGUGAAGGUUAAGUAUUGACGUCUUGAGAUUAUUUCAGAGCCUAAUACAUACAAAAUACAAAAUGAAUUCUGAAAGGCUCGGAUAAACUGGAGCUAGGAAUAAUUGCUGGUAAUUCAGAUUUACCGGAUUUUUUUCGGUAGGAGGUUGUAGGGAUGGUACAGUCUAACAGUCAGUCGACAUGAACCCUGUUUUUAACCCUGUUUUUAUCUCACAUUUGUGUGGAUAAUAUGGUAAGAAACAAAAAACAUGAAAAUUGCAGAGGUCCUGCCUGGUAACCGAAGCUGAAAGUAAUAUGAUAUUUGAGAAGAUAGGAAGUUUUAGACAAACUUUUUUUUUUACAUAAAAACUUCCGUUCGUUGGUUUCGAGUGUUAGCUUUUCUUGUAAUUGGCAUACUUGGUGCAAAACCACUUCGAUCCAUUCUAUUUAUUUCCUGGGUUCCUUAUUUGCUUGCCUGCGAUUUAAUUUAGUUUUGCAAAACAUAUGCAAUUGAUAUACAUAGCUGUUUUGUGGUAUUUCUUGGUAUGCACAGUUUUUGUCACCUUUAAGUGUGCGGCAAAUCGUGGGGAAGUUGCUGGAAACGCAUCACACGAUUGUGCCCCCCCACAGAGGUCAGUGAUAAAUGCAUGCAUCGUAUUCUUCCACUUUUGCAGCACCUAUGAAGAGUAGUGCAGGCAUGAUUAAAAAUUCGAGAGUUGCCAGCGAGUUACAAGGUCCCGACCUGCUUUGUGCUUUGUUUCGUGAGAAAUCCAGAUCGAGCCUUAAAUGGACUGGUACGGAUUAAUUUUAAGGACUCGCAGUGCUGCCAGAUAGGAGUUGCGUCUUUUUCUCCAGCAUGUUAAGGUUCCACGUUAGUGAUCUGUCUUACAUUACAAAGGGCUUUUUGGCAAAAUGUGUCAAUAUAUCGUACCACUACAAACCAUAUCUCUAUAUUUGUAGGCAAAAUAGCGAUACCAAGAUCGCCAGCUCUCACGCAUCUGUCGUGACAUUCACGCUUUCAGACACUCAAGUUCACGCAAGAAAUCAAUACUAUUCUAUUACAUUCUUAAAAAUAACUGCAUCGAAAGCGCAUAGGUAGUUUGCAAUCCCUACAAACUAUUUAUAAGGUGGCAAACUGAUGCAUGCAUACAUGUAAAUGCGGGGGCAGGAUGCCAGAGCUUGUGAUGACAUUGCAUAUAUAUAUGUGCAACCAUAUGUGUGUUCAUGCCAGGCCCCAUGGGCUGUGGCUGAUUAACCCCUGACCAGAGGUGGAGAUUUCAGGUACAGAGAAUAGGCUACAAAUCCAGACCAAGAUUUUGUUUCAACCAACCAUGCAGUUGAGUACUCUGUGACUGUGACUUUUUAUACUCAACUGGUUGUUUGAAACGAAAUCUUGGUCUGGAUUUGUACUCUCUGGACCUGAAGUCUCUACCUCUGCUCUUGACUAUGGUAGUGUUACCGCGUUUUAACUUCUGUUUUUGAGUUUGUUGUUUUCAUUUCCGUUUAGGUUGCGUCUCGUGCUUUUAGUUAUAUGUUAAUUUUUAGCCUAUUACUCACUAACUGGUUCUGCAUUUUGGCAAGUUUGUUUCAAGCGGUUUCUCGACAAAACUUGACACAUCCAAAACUCACAGACUGGUUCUGAUUGUGCUGAUAACCUGCAUGAGAGUUAAGAGAACCUGUUAGCCAAUGUGCCAAUCUCAACAGCCUCUGUGAACAGCUCUGUUGUAUCCUGUUUGUUGUGAUCAGAUCCCCACGACCCUGAAUAAAGCAAGUGGUUACAGAAAUUGGAUUGAUAAAUGGAUGAAUGUUGUGGCCUUGGUGUUGGUUUUUAACCAUUAAUGAAAGCUUUUUAGAUUAUAAGUACUCGACAUUUUACCAGGUUCUUGGAGGCUGACUGUUUAUAUUUUAAACGCUAAAACCUGUUUACGUGAUUUUCAUUCAUUUCAUUUCUAUAAAUUGAACCGAACUUCCCAUACUAUUACUAAUAUUUCUUGGCGGGAACCAAAUGAUCCAUAGCCAGGUCCCUGGGAGCGGCUUAUUUGUUUUUCGAUGAACACCUUUAUUAAAAAAAUAAAAUUUUUAUAAAAUAAAAACUGUGUUCCGGCCAGCAGUGAUAUCUGAACGAAAGUGUCCUUCCUGAUGCUCGAAAAGGGUUGGGGUUGGUUGCCGCUCAGUAAUUCCAAUCCCUGUUUCGUAUCUGUGCCUUCCAGUUAGAAAACGGGACUGACUGUGAUACGGGCGAGUACAUCCUGAAAUAUCGCCCCACUAUCUAACCUUAUAUUGUCAAACUGCAUCGGAAAACUGCGACGCUUUACAUACUGAUGUUAAAACAGCUAAAUAGUCAAGGUCACCAAGUUGUGUCGCUAUUUAUGACCACUUCUGAUUGGUGUAUAUCCUUGUGUGCCUCUAUCUAUCUCCAUGUGACUCCGGAUCGAUUUCAUAAGUGAUUACUGAACUUAAAUGGAUGGAGUAACAAUUUACUGGGAUCCCUUUCUGUCCGAAGGAGCUCCCCGCGUUGCGUGUAAACGAGUGCCUGAGUGAAAUCAUUUAUCCCCCAGUUAAGUAACAGAAGAGAACCGACUUAAAAUUCAAUUGUGGAUUUUUUUCGUUAAAAAAAAGAAAAAAAACUCCGCCGUGAUUUACAGCGAUUGUAGGCUUAGGGGGGGGACAGCCUCUCUCACUCAGUUCUAGGAAUGAUGAAUUACAUAUGGGGGUUAGGGGUUUAAAGACACAGCCCCCCCCCCCCCCAUCGUUAUGAAACAUGAACAUGGCACGGGAAACAUCUAUAGUAUUUGAUAAACUGUAGACGUCGCAACUGAGCGGGGUUACUCUGGGGAAUGAGGCCCGUGGUUGGGGUGGUGGGGGACAGGUUCACCCCCACCCCGUACGGUUCUCCUUUGCUGGUGACACACCACGCUUUUCACGGUGCACACGCCCCUCCUUCAUGCAACAGGCUGCGUUUCCUGCCAGAUGUCUCGCGGCUGGCUCGGCGCUGAACCUCCUGCAACGGAUUUUCCUUAAAGCGCCGUGCGAUCACACCAUGCAUGUAUUCAUCCAUACAACCGCCGCUCCUGUCCAGUUCUUGGGAUUAAGUUCCCCGCUCUAUGGUAUGGCAGCUAUAACCAUUGCAGGACCUGGGCCGUUUGGCGAUAUGGAGAAUCAUGUUGUUCAUGCGCGAUAGGCUUGAGUGGGCAGAGAUGGAUCCAGGAAGACUAAUAUGUACGUUUGGCUCCCUUAAAUACAGCACAUCGUGUAAAACCACUGAAAGCAACGUAUUAUUUCAAGGGGGGGGGGGGGGGGGUUUCCCUCUCUCACGGCUUUAGCCUCCCCUUCCAGCUCACUCUCCCCCAUAUCUGUAUCCUGUUUCUCUUUUGGGCACGCACACUUUUUCCAUUCACCCUGACAGAUUCUCAGGAGUUUUUUUUCUCUCUCUCCCUCCAGUCUUAUUUAUUUAUUUGACAAAAUAAUCCCUGCUGCAAACUCUGAACCCAGUUAUGAAGGAAAAGUGUAUAUCUCGCACUUCAGAAAGCCAGCCAAACUCCCAAUGGUGUUUACUUGUAUUGUAUAUCUUUAUUUCAAGUUGUCAUUUUAUGUAUGAUUUAUUAAAUCUACCCUGAAACAGACUUAUUUUCAUAAAGAUAUGUUCAGACCUCAGAAUUCUGUUUUCUUCUAUCACGCUCCUUAGAUUCUUGAUGAAAUUUCCGUGGAAGCCUACAGACCAAGUCUGCUUCUGAUGUACCCCACAAAGCAGGUGGAGACCGAAUCGUUCGGCUGUGACCCGGAGUACCUACCUCCCUGGCCCAGCACUGGCCGCUCACCGAUGAACAUGCUUUCUCAUGCUCUGGUACCCCUGUCCACCCGAGGAUGAGUAGCUGUUUGAUCGCAGAGAAACACAAUCUGGUGAAGAAUCCUGUCGGCCGCUUGGUCCCAUGAUGGCUACUGUUCCUCCUACUGGCUUCUUGACUAUCAAUUUGACUUCAGUGGACAAUGUGACCAAUGCCUCCUGUGACACCAUUUUGCCCCCCCAGCAUCAGAAUAAGCUAAUCCCCGUUAUCUACAGCAUCAUUUUCAUACUGGGAUCCAUGGGAAAUGGCCUGGUAGUAUUCGUGCUGUGUCAGAAAGGGAGCCGCAAGACGGUGGCUAACACUUAUAUGCUCAGCCUGGCGUUGUCCGACCUGCUCUGCGUCCUCAGCCUCCCUUUCUGGGCUGUCUACUACUUCUUUGAUUAUGACUGGAUCUUUGGCAUGUUUAUGUGCAAGCUUUGCGGGACCCUCGUGACACUCAACCUGUAUGCCAGUAUCUUCUUCAUCACAUGUAUGAGUGUGGACCGCUACCUUGCCAUUGUCCACCCCUUCCGGUCCCAGUGCUGCCGUAGCCCGUGUCGGGCGAGAGCCGUCAGCUGCCUGGUGUGGACUGUGGCCUGCCUGACUGCUGUGCCCGCCAUGAUGUUUAGGAAGAUCUACUACUUGGAUGAGGUGGGCGUCACGGCUUGUGUGAUCAUAUACCCCAAUGUAACAUGGUUCCCCAGGAUGGCGCUGAUGAAGAACAUCCUGGGCUUCGUGCUACCUUUCACUGUCAUCGCCAGCUGCUACUGCAGCAUCGGCCAUCACCUGCUGGCAGGCAAAGGCCUGACUAAGAGCUCCGACAACCUGGACCGCGUCCUCAGGAUGGUGGUGGCAGUGGUUCUGGCUUUCUUCGUCUGCUGGUUCCCCUUCCACGUGCUCACCUUCCUGGAAGCUCUGGCUGACCUCGAUGUGCUGAGAGUCUGCAGCAUACGGCAGGUAGUCAGCAUCCUUCUUCCCUUUGCCCUGUGCAUCGGUUUGUCCAACAGUGCCAUUAACCCCUUCCUCUACUGCUUUGUGGGGAUCCAUUUCCGGCAACAGCUCAGCGAUCUGUACCAGGCUCGGAUGUCCAGCCUAUCCCAGAAGAGAGGGUCCAUUAGCACCAGGCUCAGCUCCUUCUCCAGGAAAUUGAGUGACCUUAAAGACCUUGGUCCUCUAGAAAUUGUGGAGCAGCACAGUGCCCUCUAGAGAAUCUUAGGAUGCCAGUCAAGGACCGGAUAGCUAGAUUACGGCCUCUCCUGCUGAAUCUUCUGGCUGAGCAGCUCUUUGCUUUCUACUGUCUAGCCCUUGCCGUUAUCCAAAGCGGCUGACAAGCUGGGCAUUUUUUACUCCAGGUUCGCUACAGAGUUUGAGGUCAUGUGAACAGGGCCUCAGCCAGCAGUCCAACACACAGCCUUCAGGUUAAACCCACUUCAGAACCUACUGCCCUGUUGUCUUCCCAUCCUUUUUAGAAUGAGAGGUCUAAAAGUUUUCAAAAAUACCUGUCUUUAUUCUUCAAGUGGAUAUAGAGGCCAAGAGUUUUAACACAAGAGUGCAAGGCACCCCCGCCCCCACAUGCACAGUGAUGAUAUAAAUAUGUGUGCCUGCUGCUGUGGACUCCAUAUCCAGGACUAUUAAACUAUUUUAUUUGUUUUAGAUUUUUUUCACGUCACUCACAAAACUUGCCCUUACUUUUUAUAAUAAUUUUAUAAUGCAAAUUGCACUUUUUUGUUACGUUUUUAAUUGAUACAGACACAGCUGUGAAUACAUUUACAUACAAGGGGACCCUCUUGCUUAGCAGUUUCUGUUAUUUUUUUUAACUAAUACGAUAAUGUGUUUAUGGUGUUUCACUUUUCACGGCUUAACAAAAGGCGUUUAUCGAUUAAAUCCACUUUUCAACACGAGGUGUAUGUUUAAAAUAUGCAGACAAAAUAGCGUAACGUUUAUUUACUAGCGCUAUAGCAAUUCUAUUUCGGUUUUCACCAGAUCAGCUCACUACGAAAUGCUAAUGGUCGCAUAUGCAAAAAGUAUUUUUUUUUUGUCUUGUUUUUCUGCGUACAAAUGAUAAACCUGAAUGUUAAUCGGGGUCCCUUCAUUUAUUACUUUCAACUUCUUCAGCCACUUCUCUCCAAGUGAAUCGUAAACUCCGGGCACGUUGUGCGCCUCCGAGAACAGGAGUGAAGUCACGUGACCAAAGCACCCCCCCCCCCCCCCUCACCACCCAAACAACUGCGAAAACAGCGCGGUCACGGUACCCCUAAAAAACGAAACCUUCAGUGGGUACCGCAGCAGAUGUCGAAACCCCACGGCCUCCUCUACGCUGAUUAGUACUAACAGGAAGCUCAGGGGGCUUUUCAUGAAUGAUCACUUUCAUGAACGAAAGUUAAACUUACAGUUUUCUACUUCAGAGUAGGUCAAAAAGGAAGUGUAGCUCUAUCUGCUCCCCCACCCCCCACAUUGUCUUUUUUUUCAGAUAUUGUUUAUUAUACAGAUAAAUACGGAAGAGGAUUAGGGCCACCAUGAAAAUAUUAUUUGAAU